Messenger RNA from Mugil cephalus (flathead mullet), 1843 nucleotides. It is a transcript of the gene pdia8, whose product is annotated as protein disulfide isomerase family A, member 8. The transcript has 13 exons. The coding region runs from base 33 to 1520 and encodes 495 amino acids. NCBI's taxonomy places the organism in Eukaryota, Metazoa, Chordata, Actinopteri, Mugiliformes, Mugilidae. Gene Ontology annotation, molecular function: protein disulfide isomerase activity. Gene Ontology annotation, biological process: protein folding; response to endoplasmic reticulum stress. The record is from RefSeq and is a predicted model, not a curated record. Gene Ontology annotation, cellular component: endoplasmic reticulum; cell surface.
CCUCUGUGUGUUUCUACACACAUUGAUCCAAAAUGGCGGCCGCGGUCCGGUUGAUUCCUGCUGUUACGUUCGCGCUGUUGUCCCGUUUUCCUGCCGCCUUGUCCUCGCGCAGGGACGUGCUCGAGCUCGGGGACGCGGACUUCGACUACUUGGCAACGGAGCACGAGACCAUGCUCGUAAAAUUCUACGCGCCAUGGUGUGGUCACUGUAAGAAAUUAUCUCCAGAGUUUGAGAAAGCGGCGACUCGACUGAAAGGCAGCGUCCAGUUAGCAAAGGUAGACUGUACGGCCCACUCAGAGACCUGUGCUCGUUUCGGGGUCUCUGGUUAUCCCACUCUGAAGAUCUUCAGGUACGGCAGAGACUCCGCCCCCUACGAUGGACCUCGCAGCGCAGAUGGGAUCUAUCAGUACAUGAAGAAGCAGACGGGUCCAGACUCUGUUCACCUGAGAACCAAAGACGACCUCCAGACCUUCACCAGUCACUACGACGCCAGUGUAGUCGGUGUGUUCUCAGGUGACGACAGCUCUCGUCUGGCUGAGUUCCUGAAAGCCGCCGGUCUCCUGAGAGAACAGUUCAGAUUCGCCCACAUCACGGACCUGGGGCUGGGCCAGGACCACGGCGUCACGGCCGAGAGUGUGUUGUUGUUCAGACCUCCCAGAUUGUCCAACACGUUUGAGGACAACGUCGUCAUCUUCAGAGAAUAUUUGACUAUUGGUUCCCUGAGACGCUUCAUCAGAGACAACAUCUAUGGUCUGUGUCCUCACAUGACCUUGGAGAACAGAGACCGACUGAGAGUUCGUGACCUGCUGACGGCGUACUACGACCUGGACUAUCACCACAACAUCAGAGGCUCCAACUACUGGAGGAACAGGGUGAUGAAGGUGGCAUCUAAGUAUGCUGGGCGGGGCCUGACAUUCUCCGUAGCCAAUAAAAAGGACUUCCUGUUGGAGCUGGAGGAGGACUUCGGUCUGGGGACGUCUGAUGGUGGAGAGCUGCCCUUCGUUACUAUCCGGACCAGACUGGGCCACAAGUACACGAUGAGGGAGGAGUUCACGAGGGACGGACAGUCUCUGGAGAGGUUCUUGGAGGACUACUUUGCUGGACGACUCAAACGCUUCAUCAAGUCAGAACCGGUACCUGAGAGGAACACGGCAGGAGUCAAGGUGGUUGUGGCCGAAUCAUUUGAUGAGGUGGUGAAUGAUCCAAACAGAGACGUCCUCAUCCAGUUCUACUCUCCGUCCUGUCCACACUGUAAGAAGCUGGAGCCGGUGUUCAGAGAGCUGGCAGACACGCUCAGCUCCAACCCUGAUGUUGUCAUCGCCAAGAUGAACGCCGUCGAUAACGACGUCCCGCUGGGCUACGACGUCCAAGGGUUUCCCACCAUCUACCUCGCCCCAGCGGGCAGGAAGGACCAGCCGAUAAGAUACGAGGGUGGUCGAGAGGUCAGAGACUUCCUGAACUUUCUGAAACGUGAGGCGAGUCACAGGCAGAAGCUCGGCGGCUCCAAGGACGAACUCUGACAUCACUCAGGACCGGCUCCUGGAGGCGGUCUCCAUGACGAUGGGCGGUGUUCAUGUUGACCCACCUGGAGACGGGAACAAUGAUGAACGGCUGCUGAUGUUUCUACUGAAUAAACAGAUUUAUUUAUUAUUUAUUAUUUAUUGAGUCAUCUGAUGUUUUUUGGUUAUUAUUUAAGGAUGAAAACAAUGUUUCAAGAACAAUAAAAAGAAUUAAGAAGUCAAACAUCAACAGACUAAAACAAGAACCAUGUUUUCCUCAUUUUACUUUCAUUCCCUCAUUGUCAAUAUUUAUUUUGUAAUAAACACUACAGAUGUUAAUUGUU